AAAUUAUACACAUGUACAAACAACAGGGUAUGUGUAAGUACUAAGUACUUGUCUCCAUUUCACUUCAACUGCUGCUUUGAGUUCCAGGGUUUAUGAAUUGAACUUCACUUAUCAUCUUCAGCUCUAAGAUUAAUGGGUGUGAUUGAUAUAUGUAAAGGCUCAACUUGCUUGAUUAAACCCCAAAUUAAGCUCACUUUUGGUCAUUCAGAUAGGCCCAAUUGUUGUUCUUUUGAAAGGAGUCAGAAGAGUAGUUGGGUUUCUUGUAUGGCAUCUACUGUGCCAUUGAAUGAUGUGAAAGAGGGACAGAAGCAGCAUUUGACUGGGGAUUCUUUUAUUCGACCCCAUCUUCGGAAAUUGUCCCCUUAUCAGUCUAUUUUGCCUUUUGAGGUUUUGUCAACUCGUCUUGGUCGAAAGCCGGAAGAUAUUAUAAAGUUGGAUGCAAAUGAAAAUCCAUAUGGCCCACCUCCUGAGGUUUUCGAGGCUUUGGGGGCAAUGAAGUUCCCUUAUAUAUAUCCAGAUCCUGAAAGUCGUAGAUUACGUGCUGCUCUUGCUGAGGAUUCUGGCCUUGAGGAUAAAUAUAUUCUUGUAGGCUGUGGAGCAGAUGAGCUCAUAGAUUUAAUAAUGAGAUGCGUAUUGGAGCCAGGUGACAAAAUUGUUGACUGUCCUCCGACGUUUACCAUGUAUGAAUUUGAUGCAGCUGUUAAUGGUGCACUUGUGAUCAAGGUACCAAGAAAGUCAGAUUUUAGCUUGGAUGUAGAAAUGAUUGCUAAAGUUGUCGAGCAGGAGAAGCCAAAGUGCAUUUUUCUAACUUCUCCUAAUAACCCAGAUGGAAGUGUAAUCCAUGAUGAUGCUCUCUUGAAGAUACUUCAUCUGCCUAUUCUGGUUGUAUUGGAUGAAGCAUACAUUGAAUUCUCAGGAAUGGAUUCGAGAAUGCAGUGGGUGAAGAACCACGAGAAUCUAAUUAUCCUCCGGACAUUUAGCAAAAGAGCUGCUUUGGCUGGACUUCGUGUUGGAUAUGGAGCAUUUCCACUCAGCAUUAUAGAGUACCUUUGGAGAGCCAAACAACCAUAUAACGUGUCUGUUGCUGCUGAAGUAUCUGCAUGUGCAGCAUUAAGUAAUCCAACAUAUUUGGAGACUGUUAAAGUGGCUUUGUUGCAAGAAAGAGAGAGGCUAUUCAAUCUAUUAGAAAAAGUGCCGUUUCUCAAUCCAUAUCCAAGUCAUUCAAAUUUCAUUCUUUGCGAGGUUACUGGGGGAAAGGAUGCUAAGAAGCUUAAGGAAGACCUCUCCAAAAUGGGUGUGAUGAUUCGCCACUACAAUAACAAAGAAUUGAGCGGUUAUGUUCGUGUCUCUGUUGGUAAGCCCGAACAAACCGAUGUACUAAUGAACUGCCUCAACACCAUGUCUUGAUUCAAAACUGAACCCGAGGCUCAUUCUUGGAAAUAGAUGGAUUGUGCUGAACAAAUUAUUUUCACAAUCAUGUAUGUUCCAAGUUUACAAUAAUGUAGUUUACGACAGAAGACAUGGUAUUGAAGGUUUUUCGAGAAGUCCAGCAUUAGUGUACACUGGUACGGAGAACUGAAGAAAAUUUCGAGUAUCUACUCAUAUCAGCUUUUAAUUAUGAACGAAUGUCUAAUACUGUAUCAAUUGUCAGAUUCCGACCAUUGCUAGUUGUAUUUUUAUGACAAUAAUUGAUGAUUAGUAAGUAGAUAACAGAAGAU
Daucus carota subsp. sativus is the source of this 1718-nucleotide messenger RNA. RefSeq names its product histidinol-phosphate aminotransferase, chloroplastic. The transcript is spliced from 10 exons. Gene Ontology annotation, biological process: L-histidine biosynthetic process. The record is from RefSeq and is a predicted model, not a curated record. Lineage: Eukaryota; Viridiplantae; Streptophyta; Magnoliopsida; Apiales; Apiaceae. Gene Ontology annotation, molecular function: L-histidinol-phosphate:2-oxoglutarate transaminase activity; pyridoxal phosphate binding. The coding region runs from base 133 to 1407 and encodes 424 amino acids.